CCUCUCUAUUAGAUAUGCUGAAAAUCUUAACAGAAAAUAAAGAUAAAGCGCAUGAAUGUGAGGAAUGUCAUAAGAAAUUUCAAAAUCAUGGAAAUUUGAAACGUCAUAAAAAGAUACAUUCAAGAAAGUACUUGUGCAAAUUUCAAGGCUGUGACUUUAAUUCAGAAAUACAAGGAAUUUUAAUUCAGCAUAGUUUUGACGAACAUCUGAGACCCAACUCUUCCGAAAAUUCAACAGAGAAUGCAGAAGAAUUUUCCCAAAGAGACAGACAAAAUUAUAUAACAAUCCACAAAACCUUUUUAUAACAGUGUUGUGUCCGUAACAAUUUUCACUAAUGUUUUCGACCUCCACCGAGGUCUUCUUCAGGUGGUGACUAAACAGUGUCUCCUCUUGACCGUUGGAACGAUGACGCCCGAGAUGUAAAUAAUGCACGUAUCACGUUUCACCUCUCCACUUGUCCCAGUUCGAAUUCUUUGAAUAAGUAUCUCCACCUGUGCAAUCGUCUCUCCAUCUUUAAAGUUGAUGCAGGAGGUGCCCUCAAUGUUGGCUUUAUAAAUUUCCCAGGCCUCCAGGUGACAGAUGCGAUUUAAAGAUGGAGAGACGAUUGCGCAGGUGUGGAGAUACUUAUUCGAAGAAUUCGAACUGGGACAAGUGGAGAGGUGAAACAUGA
This is a messenger RNA of Centruroides sculpturatus (bark scorpion), 670 nucleotides long. Its product is annotated as zinc finger X-chromosomal protein-like. The transcript has 3 exons. Bases 15 to 305 code for a protein of 96 amino acids. NCBI's taxonomy places the organism in Eukaryota, Metazoa, Arthropoda, Arachnida, Scorpiones, Buthidae. The record is from RefSeq and is a predicted model, not a curated record.